AUGUGCCAGCCGUUUGUGCGCCAAGCGCUGGUCACCGGCAACUUCAAGACCAUUGUGCAGCAGCCCAACUAUGUCGACACCAACGAGUGGCUGGCGCUUUACGCACAUGAGUUCUUCGCACUACUCAACUCCUUCUACGACGCCAUCUCCGAGUUUGUGACCCCACAGGCCUGUCCCACCAUGAACGCCGGUCCCGGCGUGGACUAUCUGUGGAUAGACGCAUCCAAGAAGGCGGUGCGACUGCCAGCAGCCACUUACAUUGAUUACACGUUUUCGUGGAUCACGUCCAAACUCGAAGACAAGACCAUUUUCCCCACAAAGGUGGGGGUGCCGUUCCCGCCGCAUUUCAUCAGCAUUCUCAAAAACAUUUUCCGCCAAAUGUUCCGUGUCUUUGCACACAUUUACCACAACCACUUUGACAAAAUGUGCCAUCUGGGCAUCCAGAGCCACUGGAACUCUCUGUUUACCCACUUUAUCGGGUUUGUCAUCAACUUUGAUCUGAUUGAUGAGAAGGAACGUGAGCCUCUGCAGCCUUUGAUUGACUCACUCGAGGCCCAGGGCAUGUUUUUGUAA
Molecule: messenger RNA, 573 nt
Organism: Yarrowia lipolytica CLIB122
Lineage: Eukaryota; Fungi; Ascomycota; Dipodascomycetes; Dipodascales
Biological process (GO): positive regulation of protein phosphorylation; signal transduction; cell division
Cellular component (GO): cytoplasm; nucleus
Molecular function (GO): protein kinase activator activity
Source: RefSeq, a predicted model, not a curated record